Molecule: messenger RNA, 1104 nt
Organism: Fonsecaea erecta
Lineage: Eukaryota; Fungi; Ascomycota; Eurotiomycetes; Chaetothyriales; Herpotrichiellaceae
Exons: 2
Coding region: 1-1104 (367 amino acids)
Biological process (GO): secondary metabolite biosynthetic process
Source: RefSeq, a predicted model, not a curated record
AUGGCACAGAGUCUACCGCACCUCCCGGACUGGGAGCAGCUCAGCACGAACGUCGUGCGCAUCUUGGGCGGGAAUCCUAGCAAGUUCACGCUUCAAGGCACCAAUACGUAUCUGCUCGGCACGGGCCCGCGGCGCAUUCUGAUCGACACGGGGGCGGGCGAGAAGAAAUGGAUCGACACGUUACGCACCGUGUUGACCGCCUCGUCGCCAGCAGGCGGCAAACCCCUCUCCGUGUCCACCUGCAUCCUGACGCACUGGCACCACGACCACCUCGGCGGGGUGCGGGACCUGGAAAAGCUCUGCGAGGGCGAGGUCACGGUGUACAAGAACCAGCCGACGUGGAACCCGGACGGCCUGAUCGACCCGGAGCGCGUGCACGACAUCGAGGACGGCCAGACCUUCUCGAUCCCCGUGUCAGGGGCGGAGGAGGGGGACGCCACUCCCUUUGAGAUCCAGGCCAUCCACACCCCCGGCCACGCCAAGGACCACAUGGUGUUCCAGAUCACGUCGUCGCCCGACCCGAGCGAGGUGGGCGCGCUUUUCACGGCCGACAACGUGCUGGGCCACGGCACGGCCGUGUUUGAGAACCUGCACCAGUACCUGCAGAGCCUGGACCUGAUGAAGCGGCGGGUGGUGGACGCGGUGGCCGCGCAACAGCAACAAGGACGCGGUGGCUCCAGCGGCAGCAAGAGAGCCUACCCGGGCCACGGGGCGGUGAUCGGCGACGCGGUGGCCAAGAUCGACGAGUACAUCGCGCACCGACGCAUGCGGGAGGAGGAGGCGCUGAACGUGCUGCGGUACGGCACGACGACGGCGCCGAACAGCGCGGAGCCCGUGGUGCACGACAGCAUCACGCGGGUGGGCGACAGUGGCGACGAAGGCGACGAGGAGGAGGACCACGUGGUCGGCGGCGGCGAGAAGGUCCCCGGCAAAGAAUGGGAGAGCCUCGAGAUGGUCAAGGUCAUCUACCGCCACUACCCGGAGAACCUGUGGCAGCCGGCCGAGAGCGGGCUGCUGAUGGUGCUGGACAAGCUGCGCCGCGACGGCAAGGUCGUCCGCACGCCGGCGGGCCGGUGGCGCGUCAGUGAGAAGGCGACUCUCUGA